AUUCUGUGGACCUGGGGGGUUUCUCCCAGCAUCCAAUCAGUUGCACGUGGGAAACGUGGGCUCCAUGCUGAGCUCUGCCUGGAUGCAGAGCUUUGUUCUGCCCUGUGAGGGUGGCAGGAGGGGGCUGGGCCCUCGGCAUCCUCCCUGAUGUUUUUGGGGCCUUGGAGCAGGGCCCUGGCCGGGCUCAACCUGCUGCCUUCCUCCUGGGGCUCCGCACAGGGCAGUGCUGCUGCAGCCCUGGCCGAGUGCCACCGCUCGCAGGAUAAAUAAUGCAGCUCUUGUGCUGCUUCCUCACAAUUGACCAUUGCCUCUCCCUGUAAUGGGAUCUGCCCCCCUGGGGGGUAUUUUAGAGGUUAGUUAAUUAGGUGUAAUUGCAGCAGAAGAGAAGCCUGUUCUGGGGUUCCGCCUGCUUGCCGUAGUGCCAGAUCCUUUAACAAAUGGCAGAGUGGGUUCCUAGGAACGUUGCUGGGGCAGAUGUAUCCCCGAGCUGCCAGCCCUGCAUGGAGUUUCACCAGUGAAACUACAGAGGUGCAGCACUGGGAAGGGCAUUUCUGCUCUGGGUUCCGCGCAGCCCCAUUCAGAUCACAGCAGCAAACUGGGACGGAGCAGCGCUGAGUUCUGCUCACAUUGUUGGCACAUCCAUUGCCCGGCACGGGGGGACGGUUGUGGACUUAGCCCAGACAAAUGCAGCAUUAAGAGGGAUCCGUUCAUUCCAGCUGGUUGCAUUGCAGCUCACUGACCCGGAGGCGCCCAGGGCAGCGCGGUCUGCAGCUCGUGCAAGCGCCCGGGGGUCUGAGUGCAGUGCUGCCAACACAGUGGCACAUCUCCAAAGGUGAAGGACCUGACGAAAUACCUUGAUCCCAGCGGACUCGGAGUCAUCAGCUUCGAAGAUUUCCAUCGGGGGAUCAGAGCCAUCAGAAAUGGAGAUCCUGACAGCCAGCUGUAUGAUAUGGGAUAUACCCCCGAGGAGGAAGCCCCGGCCUGUCCCGAUGAAUUUGAUGACUUCGUCACGUUUGAGGCAAAUGAGGUGACCGACAGCGCGUACAUGGGCUCGGAGAGCACGUACAGUGAGUGCGAAACCUUCACGGAUGAGGACACCAGCACGCUGGUGCACCACGAGAUGCACGACGAGGUGGAGACCGACAGCGCCAUCGACUCCACCGUGCACUCGGAGUUCACGGAUGCCAUCGAGGAGCAGGAGCACGGAUCUCACCCGCACGACCUGCCCCUGGGCUCGGACCUCAGCCACUCCAUCGUGACCGUCAUUAGCGGAGAGGAGCACUUCGAGGAUUAUGGAGAAGGGAACGAAGCAGAUUUGUUCUCGGACAGCUUGUGUAAUGGGGAAAGCAGCUUUAGCAGCUCCUCGUUCCUCACCCCCAGCCCGAAUAAAAGACUGUCCAGCAAGAAGGUGGCAAGGCAGCUGCACCAGACCAGCAGCACGCUGUCCGUGGGAGCGAUGGAGGAAUCCUACCGGGACACGCUGGAGUGCGCGGAAGAGGACAUCACGGACAAGGUGGUCUUUCUGGAGAAGCGUGUGACGGAGCUGGAGAAGGACACGGCUGCCAACGGCGAGCAGCACAGCCGCCUCAAGCAGGAGAACCUGCAGCUCGUGCACAGAGCAAACGCUCUCGAGGAACAGCUGAAGGAGCAGGAGCUGAGGGCCGACCAAACGCUCCUGGAGGAGAUCAAGAAGCAGAGGGAGAUGCUGAGCAAAAUGGAGAGGGAGAAGAGCAUCGAGAUCGAGAACCUGCAGGCCAGGCUGCAGCAGCUGGAUGAUGAGAACGGCGAGCUGAGGUCUUGCGUCCCUUGUUUAAGAGCCAACAUCGAGAGGCUGGAGGAGGAGAAGCAGAAGCUGCUGGACGAGAUCGAGGACCUCACCGUGCAGCUCACGGAGGAGCAGGAGAACAAGAGGAAGAUGGGGGACAAGCUGAGCCAGGAGAGGCACCAGUUUCAGAAGGAGAAGGAGUCGACCCAGGAGCUCAUUGAGGACCUCAGGAAGCAGCUCGAGCACUUGCAGCUCUUCAAACUGGAAUGCGAGCAGCGGCGAGGCCGGAGCAGCAGCAUGGGGCUGCAGGAGUACAACAGCAGGACGCGGGAGACGGAGCUGGAGCAGGAGAUCAAGCAGCUUAAGCAGGAUAACAGGAACCUGAAGGAGCAGAACGAUGAGCUGAACGGGCAGAUCAUCAACCUGAGCAUCCAGGGAGCCAAGAACCUCUUCUCAGCCUCCUUCUCUGAAUCCCUGGCGGCUGAGAUCAGCUCAGUCUCCAGAGACGAGCUGAUGGAAGCGAUUCAAAAGCAAGAGGAGAUCAACUUCCGCCUGCAGGACUACAUCGACAGGAUCAUCGUGGCCAUCAUGGAGACCAACCCCUCCAUCCUGGAAGUGAAGUAAGGGCGGCCGAGAGCCGCGCGCUGCGCACUCUGCCACGGCUGCGGAUUUGGUGCUCUGAGAGGAAGAAGAGGGACCGGCAACGUCUUUGCUCUUUGAUGAAGGCACAAGGAAGCGUUGCGUCGGAUCGGUGGCGAAGCAGCCGGCGCAGGACGGGGGCAGAGAGCCAGCAGCGAGGCUUUGUUGUCUGACUCCGUUACUUUGAAGCCCUUCUGGCUUCGAGGGGCGAAAGGGAAACCUGGAGGAGAAGUGGAGGCAACGGGCAACCACGGGAAGGACUGGGGUCGGCCCCGCACGGGUGUGAGGAGGGGUUCCUCUGAACUGCAGGGGUCGGGAUGGAGCAGGAACGUUUCCCCCCGCUGCCCUGCCCAGCCUGGGUGUCUGCUUUGCCAAAGUGUCCCUGACACGCUCACUCACUGGGGCAGAUCGGGGAAAGAGGGAAACACGUCCUGGACUUGUAGAAUUACGAUGAUGAUGACGAUUUUUUUUUUUUUUUUUUAAUUAACUUAAUGCAAAUGUCUUCAUCCAGCUGGCGCAGUUAAUCCUUGCCCUGCUGCUUUCGCUUGGGAACGGGUCGCGUGCUGAGGGCGGUGGCACGAAGAGCCGGGGGAGCAGCCAUCCUUGGGACAGGGUGUGAGUGCAGUGUCACCCACCCCCUUAUUUAUUUCGCUGUGGUUUGCUCCCCUCUGCGCCCCUGGCUCCGGCCUGCAGGGUCGGACGCUGCUGUGGGGUUUGCACGGCCCCAUGGCAGAGCCGUCCCCUCCAUCCCACCUGCAGGGAUUGGGGCAGAGGUUGUGGUGCGAGGGCUGAGCCGUCCCGGGGUCCCAGCCCGGAGCGGGGCUCUGCCGGUGAUGGCCACGGUCCCGGAGGGAGAACCCGCUCCUCGCCCUGCGCUGGGGAUGGGGACGGGGUGGCUGCUCUGAGCUCUGAGCGCACGGCAUCGCCAAUCUCUGUGCUGCCGGGGGCAGGAGGCUGCCACGAACGCAGCACCCGCUGGCUGGGAAACACAAGCCAUGCUCACAGCGCACAGCUCGUGGCUCGCUGGCUCUGCUGGCCGCAGCGAGGUGCGCCCAUGGGAGCAGCCACUCAUCCCAACCCGCUGCCCCGGGAUCCGGCUCCCUCGCUGCACCAGUCCCACGGGGCGGCUAUUCCUCCUGCUCACCAGGGUUCGGAAACACCACUGCAGCCCAACAACGGGGUAGCAGCAGCCAUGCCCAAAAUGCUUCCGAGCGCAGCGCUGCGUCCUGAGCCUGAGCCCGGGGCUGUCCCUGCAGCCUGAGCCCGGAGCCAGCGCCGUGUCCCCGUGCCGCAGCCCCGCGCUCCAUCCGACACGGCCCCGCGGACGGAGCCACGUCGUGUACAUUUCCGGAGAAGCUUUGGGUGUAAAUCAGUGUAUACUUGGAGAGGGAAAUUUUUCUAUCUUGUAGAGUAGGUAUUUUUAUAGAACGAAGGUCGAUCAUUUUUUUAAUACUUUAAAGAAGAGAGAAAUGUAUCUGUGUAUAACACAAAAGCAUAUAUAUAUAUAUAUAUAUGUAUAAAUAUAUAAAUAUUGGAGAUCUGCCUUUCUCGACUCGGGGUCACCAGUCCCCGGUUACAACAAUCGUCUUUUUUCCUGUCGCUCACCAAGAGGUACUGUAACUGUAAAUAAGCACCGGGAAAAAGUUUUAAGCAAACCAAGCACUGACUUGCACAUUCACCAUGCUUUAAAGCCCCUGUGAUAAAAAAAAAAAAAACAAAAAAACAAAAAAACCCCACAAAAACAAAACCACACCGACCUGUACUUCCCGAAAACGUUCCUCUCUCCCCCCCGGGUAUGUGAAGGAAGUCCCAAAAGGGUGAAAGCAGUGUUGUAUCUUCGAUGAUGUAUCGAUUCUCGUCCCAUUAAACGCUGUUACCAUUCCCGUC
Numida meleagris (helmeted guineafowl) is the source of this 4291-nucleotide messenger RNA. RefSeq names its product RAB11 family interacting protein 3 (gene RAB11FIP3). Gene Ontology annotation, cellular component: recycling endosome membrane; midbody; endocytic vesicle. Gene Ontology annotation, molecular function: calcium ion binding. The transcript has 14 exons. The record is from RefSeq and is a predicted model, not a curated record. Bases 950 to 2389 code for a protein of 479 amino acids. Lineage: Eukaryota; Metazoa; Chordata; Aves; Galliformes; Numididae. Gene Ontology annotation, biological process: endocytic recycling; regulation of cytokinesis.